UGUCCUCUAUAUACUUUUUUUCAUUUCCCCCUUUUACUCAUUUCCUGAUAGACACGUUUUUGUUCAUGUGUGUCAGCAUCUUCUUGUUCAAUCCUGAAACAGUGACUCAAUCUCUCAAAAUCGACUCCUGUCCUUUUUUUUAAAUUAACAAUUGUGUAGGUUUCUAUGAUUUAUUGUUUUACGUUGCGACAAUAUGUGAAGCUCAAUCACUACAGUUAAACCAUCUGGCUCAUACAACGUUUGUCUUUUAAAAUCAGUUCAUUCUAAAGGCAGCCGCUAAUCACAACCAGGUCAUUAGCGGCUGCCUUUAAGUGGAUUUGUCAACUUUAGUAAUUUUAGAGUUUUUGGUGCGCGACAAAAAGCAAGCGGUACUUAUUUAAGAAAUACGUAUAGAAAAUAACUGUAAAAUGUACGGUAAAAAUGUGUAAAAUAAAAUGUUUUCGAAAUGAAAUAUCAGGUCCAGUUAAUUUGGAAUGUUCAAAGUUACACGUGACUUAGAAAGAAUAUUGUGCAAUGUAUAGAGUCAACGAAAAUGAUGUGACUGAUGUGUAGGCACUCAAUAAACAUGCACAAUAAAGUUUUUAGUCUUUGAAAACCUCCAGGCUGUAGUUAUUGAUGUAAAUUGUUUUACAUUAUCUGUCAUAGUGUUUUGUGAUUAUUGUUUUGUUCAAGAGGGUGUAAAUCUUUUGAUUAGUUUAGUGAAAUAGUAGCUGUAGUCCCACUAUAUCCGUGUCCGAGGUUGUGCUAAUUAAUGCAUCCUUGUUAUGUACGGUUUACAUGUGUCUGCUACAGGUGCAACAUCAGAGUGAUCCAGAUUUGCGAUUAAAUCAAUCUCAAAGUACAAUAAUUGAGAUUUAACCCCAAAAUGCUGAACUAUACAUUGAUUAAAACCCCAUUUUAUCCAUAUUUACUUGUAAAGAAACAACUGUAAUGUCCCAAACUGUUCCUCACUGUGCAGUGUGCUUUCUCCCAGGUUGUAGGUCUUCCCUGUUGCGUUUCAUAUUUUCUUUUACACGUUAUGGUUUUUCCUUAAAAGGAGCUAGUGGUCUCCAGUGUCUGUCUUGUUUAACAGGGGCCAUUCACAAAAGAAGACGACACGUGUCAGGCUUUGCUUUCUCACCCUUUUGUAUUUUAGAUCUUGGGGCACUUUCAUAAAUUCUUUUUCCUAUUGUCAGGAAAUAUUAGUGCCAAACGUUGCAAGCGAGGACUCCCAGAAAGUGAAGGGUCCCAAACACCUGUACAUUCGAUCCACUUCUUUUUGGUCUGGGUAUAUAAUUCAUCUGAUCAAUCAGGCGAGGACUUUAAUCAAUGUGAAAAGGAAGGCAGUAACUAUUGAAUCCUUAAGUGUAGGUUAUAUUCAAUCUCCAAUUAGGAUUCACUACCUUUUGAGUUAUAUGUUGAUUCAAUGUAAAAGUAUGUUUCCGUCAUCCUAGUUUUUGGCUGUAAAAUUCUGCACAAGACUCCCGAGUGAGACAAUGUUAUGAUGUUAUGUCAUUUUCAGAGUAUAGGGCUCUAUCUUUGCCUGGAAACACAUUCUGCUUCAUUUGAGGUGAAUUGUGACAAUAACACCACUUUCUUGCAUUUAGUUUGAUUUUGGUUUCCACAUGAAAGUGGUCAGAUUUUGUCAAAUUGUUAACCGCUCUUUGCUGUUUGCUUUCUUCUCUGUAAAUUCUAAUGCUGUGCUUCUGCAGUCCAAAGUGUGUCCGCACUAUUUCCAUUGUAUUUUGCUUUUUGUGAUAAUCUUUUAAAGAAAUGUAUCACAAAUGGAACGUUUGAACCACGUGGAGUCAUUCACCCAAAUGCCCUGCCAACAGUUUAAAAAAAAAAAAUAUAGAAAUACAGACGCAGCCGGACACUAUUUUUCUAUUUACCUCCAUCCCGUUUUAUUUUGGGGAGUCAGAGGGCUGUUAAUGUUGGCAGGAGGGUCGUUUUGUUCCUGUAAGACGUCUAUGUGUGUGCCAAACGGUGUGUAAUUAGGAAGUUGACUCUACUUUUCUUCCCCUCCCUCAGUGAAGAGAAAGUGAAAAUCUCGUUCUACUAGUUUUUGGUGUGUGUGUGUGUGUGUGUGUGUGUGUGUGUGUGUGCGUGCUUGCACGCCUGUUUGUAGACCCGGAAAUCUGCUAUCCAUUGUACAUUUUAGUGGUCCGUGGUGGUAUAUUGUACUGUGAUACUGUAAAUGCUUUUAUUUGUCAUUCUUGUCCCCUUUAUCCCUUAAAAGCACCUCAUUGAUCACAGGUGGCAGUGGGAAAGAAUUGAAGUGCACUGAUCAUGUAACUUGAGUGCUGUGUUUGUUUUUCUGACAGAGGUCUCUCUGGUCCGCGCUUACUUUGAUGCAGCGUUUGCAUUCAGCUGGUAACCAUGCUAUUUUCGGUGGCUCAGUGGUCUGUUAAAAGUGUGGUUGUUCCGCCCAGCAGGAGUCUUGCUUCAGACUGGCCUAAAAUGGGCAGAAAUGGUGCUGAACAAAAGCUGCUUGUCGCUCGUACAAAAGUACUUGAAGCGUUGCAGCCGGGACCGCGCUGCAUUGCUAUUGCCUGUGCCUCUCAACAGGAAAGAGAGACACCAUGUUCCCGAAGGGCACCAAGCGCAAGUUCUCCGACUCCGGGGAGGAGGCGGUCUCCAGCGGCGACCAGGCCCCGGUGGCCCCGUCCGCGGCGGCCCGGUCGCUGACGUCCUCUUACAGCCUGCAGCGGCAGUCGCUGCUCGACAUGUCGCUGAUCAAGCUGCAGCUCUGCCACAUGCUGGUGGAGCCCAACCUGUGCCGCUCGGUGCUCAUCGCCAACACGGUGCGGCAGAUCCAAGAGGAGAUGACCCAGGACGGCACCUGGCAGAUAAUGACCCAGGCCCUGGCGGCGGCCCAGUGUCCCACGGACCGCCUGGUGGCCACCGAGGUGCUGUGCCGGCAGACGGACGCGGCGGCUCAGGCCGGCCAGAGCCCGAAGCCCUUCUCGGCGGCGGGCCUGGGGGAAGGCUACCAUGCAGAGGAGGUGGUGAUGGAGGGAGACGUGGAGACAGAGGUCACCAUGUCCACUCUGUCGCCCGUCUCCCCCCAGCUGUCCUCCUCCGCCUCCUACCUGGCAGGUCCUUUCGUCAUGGGGCCCUGCUGGGAGGACGAGGAAGACGGCGAGUGCGAGGAGGAUGAAGACGACGACAGCGAGGACUGCGUGUCAGAGGGGGAGGAGGGGGACCGGGACCACCUGAGCCCAGACUCCAGGACAGGGGAGCAGGUUUUUGGGACUUUUGAGAUCAAGCACCCGGCGCCGCCCCCUGACCCCGCGCUGGAGGAACUGUUUUCCGACGUAGACCCGUCGUACUAUGACCUCGACACGGUGCUGACGGGCAUGCAGAGCGCCCCCAAGAUGGGGCCUUAUGAUCUGCUGGAGAGCCUUUCCUCCCACGGGCCCACGGCCCUCAGCUCCAGCUCGAGCUGCAGGUCAGACCUGAACGAACUGGACCACAUCAUGGAGAUCAUAGUAGGAUCCUGAAACUCAGAACAUUCCUCUGGCCUGUACCUGUCCCUCAGACUCUUUCCAGACUAUGCACAGUACACAUGUGCAUGUUCUGUACGUGGUAUUGUUACACCAGGAGAUUGUUGAAUGGUUUUGGAGCGAGGUGGGAAAUUAGGGGAGCCACGUAGAUUUUGUGCUAACGGCCUCUUGGGCAAGUCGGCAGCUGCUUUUGGGACCGUCAUCUUUUAUUUAAACAAAACAUGGAAUUGGCAGUAAAAGUAGCGACGUUAAAAUGAAUAAAUUUGGGGAUUCUCUAGACGCGCUGGCCUUCGGGGCGAAGCGGUUAGUUUGCUACUUUGUUGAUGAAAUCCAAAACUUCACGACCUGUGAGGAGAUAAAUUACCUAUACCAUGAUGCAUUCUUAUUUACGUACUUUCCAUGUUUACGUCUGUCAUACAUUCUGUCAUACUAGCUCCUUCUGGUCGUAUUCCGCCAUUUGGUCCAUUUCUAUUUAUUGUAACAUGGACUGAGGAACGAUUCAUCACACUACAAGCAUCCGAAACAGAACAAAUUGUAAAUCCAAAUCUAUGAAUCAAUGCAUAUUUUCCUAAAGAUUUGAGCAAUUAUGAAUGGAAUAUAUGUAUAUGUACGUAUGUGUAUAUAGAAAUAUAUUUUUUGCAUUAUACAGCUGGGGGGAUUUUGCAAGUAUCAUUUUGAUAUUAUUAUUUUUCCCUUCCAGGCGGUUUUUAAGAUUUUAAUGUAGCCAGACUCGAGACCGUGUCUUCCCGUGGUUUGGUAUAACAAGUCGACUGUAACCGGUGUCAGGACUGGUAUUGUUGCAUCUUUUUUGAGGCGCUGUUCUUUCAUUUUCUCAAAAGCUUUAUGCAGGGCGGGGGCCUUUGCAACCACACCUGGUUCCUGGUCAGUCCCCUGCCCUGCUAUACAUACGGAUCUAAUAAUAACAACAACAGCUUUUUCCUGAAAGCAUUUGGAGAAACCCCGGGGUGAUAACUGCAUCAAGAAGCCAUAUUUCUUUCUCUCAUUUUGUUAGAACAACAAGUGAAGAGUUCUGUGUGUUAGCACAAUCUAAUUUAUUGUUUUAUUUAUUGUAUUUAUUAUAUCUAGGUACAGACAUGCCAUAUUGACGUAUCAAAUCAACCAUGAGGCCUGACGAAAUUAUAUUUAUCCAAAUUUUGCCCUCCGUUUUUAAUGCAGUACCUAUUUAUUCCUCACUUUUUAUUAUUAUUAUUAUUAUUAUUAUCCGUAGUAAUAAUAAUAAUAUCCGGGUUACUAUUCAAAUCACUAUGCAGCUCUGUCAUACGUGUUUCAAAAUGAUUGUAUACGACUCAAAUGUCCUUUAAUUCCUUUAUGCAAACAGUUGCCUUUCUCCUAAAGAUGUGGAAAAUCAAAUGCAUUUUUCAAAAUUGUUCCUUAUCGUGAUGAAGAGAUUUAACUCAGGCAAAACAAUGUAUUGACAAAAAUACAGUAUUACGACACGCUUAAUACCUUACCACAACACUCCUGAAGGAUGUCACUCUGGUCUAAAUGGGAGCUAGAACUUCAAAGACUAAUUACCGUUGUAAAAUGUAUGCAUUUUUUUAUAUCAAGGAAAAAACAUUGUAGCAUCUUUGUAAAUAUUUUUUAUAAUAAAAGGUGCAACUAUU
Messenger RNA from Pungitius pungitius (ninespine stickleback), 5110 nucleotides. RefSeq names its product cell division cycle associated 4 (gene cdca4). The record is from RefSeq and is a predicted model, not a curated record. Gene Ontology annotation, cellular component: nucleus. The coding region runs from base 2562 to 3482 and encodes 306 amino acids. The transcript is spliced from 2 exons. Gene Ontology annotation, molecular function: transcription regulator activity. NCBI's taxonomy places the organism in Eukaryota, Metazoa, Chordata, Actinopteri, Perciformes, Gasterosteidae.